Messenger RNA from Carassius auratus (goldfish), 1894 nucleotides. Its product is annotated as sodium- and chloride-dependent GABA transporter 2-like. The coding region runs from base 1 to 1680 and encodes 559 amino acids. Lineage: Eukaryota; Metazoa; Chordata; Actinopteri; Cypriniformes; Cyprinidae. Gene Ontology annotation, molecular function: gamma-aminobutyric acid:sodium:chloride symporter activity. Gene Ontology annotation, biological process: nitrogen compound transport; sodium ion transmembrane transport; amino acid transport. Gene Ontology annotation, cellular component: plasma membrane; cell projection. The transcript is spliced from 13 exons. The record is from RefSeq and is a predicted model, not a curated record.
AUGCGUUUCAUCCUCCUCCACCACAGAAUUACAGCAGUCCAGAGAACAGGAUCAGAGAAGCGCUGGAAACAGAGUGAAGAAAUGAACAGAAUAGAAGGACAAAUAGAGGAGCGAGGGUACUGGGGCAGUAAAGCAGAGUUUCUUCUGGCGAUUGCAGGGAAUGUGGUCGGUCUGGGUAACGUUUGGAGGUUUCCUUACCUCUGCUACAGGAAUGGAGGAGGGGCAUUCCUUAUACCCUACCUGGUGUUUGUUGUUACUUGUGGGGUGCCUCUGUUCCUGCUAGAGACGGCUAUGGGACAGUACACACAGGAAGGUGCCAUUACAUGUUGGCGUCACCUUUGUCCACUCGCUGAGGGCAUCGGUUAUGCAGGACAGCUGAUAUUGCUGUACAAUUGCAUGUACACCAUCAUACUGGCCUGGGCGCUUUUCUACCUCAUCUUCUCUUUUAGCUCCAAACUUCCAUGGGCCAGCUGUGACAACAGCUGGAACACAGGUAAUAAUCUGCAAAAUACUGUAAAUAAACAUUGCAUGAAAAACCUUAACCGGACAAUACUGAUUCACUCUACACCUGCAGCGACUGAGUUCUGGGAACGCAGAGUACUGUCUCUCUCUGGAGGGAUCGAAGAGAUUGGUCAAAUCAACUGGGAGAUUCUCCUGUGCCUCAUUGCAAUGUGGAUUAUAUGUUAUUUUUGCAUCUGGAAAGGAGUCAAAUCUACAGGCAAGGUAGUGUAUUUCACAGCCACAUUUCCUUACGUGAUGCUGCUUGCAUUGCUGAUUCGUGGGUUGACUCUUGAUGGAGCUCUGAAGGGAGUUGUGUUUUACCUGUACCCUGAACCAGCCCGUCUUUCAGACCCACAGGUUUGGAUGGAGGCAGGAACACAGAUCUUUUUCUCCUACAGUUUGUGUUUUGGCACUCUUAUUUCACUAGGCAGUUAUAAUCAAUACAAUAACAACUGCUACAGGGACUGUUUUUGGCUUUGUCUUCUGAACAGCGCCACCAGUUUAGUGGCUGGCUUUGCUGUAUUCUCAGUCUUGGGCUUCAUGGCUAAUGCACAGGGCGUCUCCAUUGAGGAGGUAGCAGAAUCAGGUCCAGGACUAGCAUUCAUAGCUUAUCCGCAGGCAGUAGCUAUGAUGCCUCUCCCUCAGUUGUGGGCUGUUUGUUUCUUCAUCAUGAUCAUUUUGUUGGGCCUAGAUACACAGUUUGUUGGAACGGAGACUAUAAUUACAUCAGUGAUGGACAUGUUCCCCAUGGUGCUGCGCAGAUCUGGACACCGAGAAAUCUUUGUCCUGCUCUUCUGUCUCACUUGCUUCUUCGGACAACUCAUCAUGAUCACAGAGGUCAGAGAAGUGGGGGGGAUGUAUGUAUUCCAGUUGUUUGACAACUAUGCCUGUAAUGGAGCCUGUAUUCUGUUCCUAUCUGUGUUUGAGUCUCUGGCAAUGGGUUGGAUUUUUGGGGCUGAGAAGUUUUUUGACGUAAUUGAAGACAUGACAAAGUCGCGACCCAACUAUAUAUUCAUGCUGUGCUGGAAAUACCUGACUCCUCUCGUGUCCCUGGUGUCUUUUGUUUAUUCUGUUGUGGAGACCAAGCCUCUCACUUUUAACCGCUGGUAUGUGUACCCAGACUGGGCGCAUGCACUAGGCUGGUUACUGGCCCUGUCCUCCAUUCUGCUGGUGCCUUGAUGGGCACUAGGCCGAAUUUGUUCUGGGAAAGGAACCCUGAAACAGGUGAGGAUGAAGAUACAUUCAUCUAUCACAUUUAUGCAUAAUUUGUACAAAGCCGAGGUAUACAUUCAAUCAUGGCCGGACUUAACUUUGGGCUUGACUGGGCUGCACCCCGUGAGGCCCGCCUUGUAGGGAGCCCUAACUUUACCAAUUUUGAUUUGUUCAGUUAUAC